GCAACGAGAGAAGGAAAGGGAGGGGGAUCAAUAAACGCGCCUGUGGGAGCCACUUUCGCUGUUUCACUGUCUCUGGUGGGCUGUCUGCACGAGGCGAGCCCCCGUUCUUAGAACAUUUUCCGGUCCUCGAGCGCGUGAGGGUGCCGGUACGAAUCCCAUUAGAGCAUCUUGCUCACUGAAAAGUAAAAACCGGAAAUUUGGGUGGAAACCAUGACAACAGCAGAGACCGGAGACUGAGAGCAGAGUCGCAGUCAACAAACUGGCAGUGGACCGGUGAACUCUGAUGUGAGAGAAGGAGCUUUUUUUAUUUUUACAAUACCAUUUUUAUUUCAAAGCUCUUUUUCUCUGUCAAGUAUGAAAUCAUCGAAGAAGAGCGCGGAGCAGAAUAUCCUGAGAGUUCUAUGCGGAGUGAUGGUCAUGGCCUCCAGCGGUCACGGCGCAAGAGUUGUCAGUGGUCAGACAGUGUGUCAGGGAGGGGAGGAUCAUCCAUGCUAUAAGAUCGCCUACUUCCGGGAAAUGACCAGCCGGAUUGCAUUCAGCGAGGCCAGAAAGGCAUGUGAGAUGGACGGAGGGUCGUUGCUGAGUGUAGAGAGCGCUGCGGAGCAGAGACACAUAGAACACCUGCUACAGGAGCUUCGGACCUCCUCAACAGGAGCAGGGACAGAAACGGGGGAAGGAGCAGGUACCGGUAAUGGAGGAAUAGCAGACGGUGAUUUCUGGAUCGGGCUGAUGAGGACAGAAGGAGAACACACACAGGAAAAUGGCGGCUUUGCCUCCUGUCCUGACCUCUACCUCUGGACCGAUGGGAGUGUGUCCCAAUUCAGGAACUGGUAUUUUGACGAGCCGUCGUGCGGAGGGGAGGCGUGUGUAGUGAUGUACCACCAGCCUACAGCGCUCCACGGGCUGGGCGGGGCCUACAUGUACCAGUGGAAUGAUGACAGGUGCAACAUGAAGCACAACUUCAUCUGCAAGUACGAACCAGAGAGCCGUCUGGGGAAGGAGCAGGGGGACAGGCCUGGAGCUCGUGACCCAGAUGUGGCGGUGGUGCAGGCAGAUGAGGUCAAACAAUCCGGACCAAGUGAGGACGACGCCCCACACGUAGUCAUAGCUGGAUCCUCAGGUAUGCUGCUGGUUUAUGUAAUCAUCCCCACCAUCCCUCUGCUGCUGCUCAUCCUGGUGGCUUCUGGGACUUGCUGUUUCCAGAUGUUUAGUAAGAGCAAACCACGGACCAAAACCAGUGUUAACCACCAAUCAACGCUCUGGAUCUCCAAGACACCCAAGACAGACAGCAUGGAAGUAUGAAUGGCAGGUUACAUCACAAACAAGAUAAACAGAUUAGGCAGAAGCAACUGAAUGUUACCUCUCUUUCCCUCAUACGAUCCUUGUUCCAAAUACAUCUUACUAUCCACCUCAACCAAUGACCUGCUCUCCUCUUCUGCAUUUCCUUUGUUCAAUUUGUUCAUGUCUCCACCACUCUGUUUAGUUUUUCCUUAUUUCCUUUCUCCUCCCCUCCACCCCUCCUGUCCUGUCCUCCUGUUAAUGUGUUCCUGCAAACAAAAAUGAAACGACUUAAUGGAUAAUUUGGCAAUCCUCGUACCUAUCUGAUAUCAAGGUAAACCUACUGCUGCUGAUAUCAAGGUAUACCUGCUGCUGUUGCCAGGGAGUUUCUGCUGGAAUCCCAGUGUCUGUACGCAUGUGUGAGUGUGAGCAUGCUACCUUGUGUGUACACUAAUGUGUGUGUGUGUGUUACACUAAUUGGUUCCAAACAGAGGAAGUAAUUAACUAUCAGUAAUUAAGGGUGGUGCGAGGGGGACCCUGAUAAAACAAGGAAUUGAACCAUCCCCUGUGACCAGGAAUAGGGUCAGAGCCACUUAACACAUCACACAGAUUCACUCCUGAAGAGCAGCACACAGCGAGGUGUAAGAGAGGAGGGAGAGCGGGGAGAGGAGGGAGUGCGGGGAGAGGAGGGAGAGCGGGGAGAGGAGGGAGUGCGGGGAGA
Messenger RNA from Oncorhynchus kisutch (coho salmon), 1999 nucleotides. RefSeq names its product chondrolectin. The coding region runs from base 355 to 1302 and encodes 315 amino acids. Gene Ontology annotation, biological process: positive regulation of axonogenesis. Gene Ontology annotation, cellular component: cytoplasm. NCBI's taxonomy places the organism in Eukaryota, Metazoa, Chordata, Actinopteri, Salmoniformes, Salmonidae. The record is from RefSeq and is a predicted model, not a curated record. The transcript is spliced from 8 exons.